UCAAUCUUUUAUUCUCGAUUCUAUCAGUAAGUUUAUGUAGUUUCCAAAUUGUUUAGUAAUUCUACAAAAAAUUCUGUAAUGGCUGCCCGUCUGCUGAGUAUCUUCAAAUUGAGCGAGCACAUCCUGCCCAGACGCAAGUUUGCCCAUCAAUCACUGUAUUUUGCGAGGGGAAUGGCUAAGAGAAAGGACCAAAGUCAAAACACCGAGAAAGGCAAGAAAACCUGUGCAAAGAAUCAAUUUUUUGGCGGAUGCUUCAAGAAGUCGGAGCCUUUUAGAAGGGAGAACAAGAAGGAGAAAGGCAAACGCUGCCGAGAUCCCUGCACAGAUGGACCUUGCCGCCCUGAGAAAUAGACGAUUUUCCCCUCUUUAAAAAUGGCCAAUAGUUACAGUCUUUAGAUAACCUUCAAUAGUUUAAAUUUGCAUAUGUUCACCAAAGUUAUCUUCCGCUAUGAAAAUAAUAAUCUGUACACGCUUAAAAUUCUAAGAAAUUCUCGACGUAAAUUAAUUGAAUUUCAUCUGGAUUGAAAAAAAACAAGUUUAAUACAAGUUAAUCGUAAAAUUAA
Drosophila rhopaloa is the source of this 563-nucleotide messenger RNA. RefSeq lists its product as uncharacterized. Bases 79 to 351 code for a protein of 90 amino acids. The record is from RefSeq and is a predicted model, not a curated record. The transcript is spliced from 2 exons. Lineage: Eukaryota; Metazoa; Arthropoda; Insecta; Diptera; Drosophilidae.